Messenger RNA from Quercus lobata, 2034 nucleotides. RefSeq lists its product as uncharacterized. Gene Ontology annotation, biological process: regulation of DNA-templated transcription. The coding region runs from base 126 to 2033 and encodes 635 amino acids. Lineage: Eukaryota; Viridiplantae; Streptophyta; Magnoliopsida; Fagales; Fagaceae. Gene Ontology annotation, cellular component: nucleus. The record is from RefSeq and is a predicted model, not a curated record. The transcript has 12 exons.
GGGACUCCAAAAAAUCCAAUAAGCAGUCGCUUCUCUCAGUCACUUCACCUGCCUCCUCGUUCUACCCGCCAAAAAUUGUCUCAUUCGUUCUACUUGGAUCUUAGUUGGGAUCCCACCAAACAUCAAUGGCUGCUGUUGCUGUUUCUUCUUCACAAACUGAGACAAAGAGUAAGAACAAGGCCAAGCCUACGACAAAGAAAUCUCUUGGUGUCCGUUUCAUCAGAGGCCGACUCUACGAUUCUCAGAAUGGCAAAAGUUGUCACCAGUGCCGGCAAAAGACUUUGGAUUUUGUUGCAUCAUGCAAAAAUAAAAGUGAGAACAAGCAAUGUACCUUCCAUUUCUGUCACAAAUGCCUCUUAAACAGAUACGGAGAAAAGGCAGAAGAAAUGGCUGUGUUGGAUGAUUGGAUGUGUCCGAAAUGUAGGGGCAUAUGCAAUUGCAGUUUCUGCAUGAAGAAGAGAGGCUACCAUCCUACUGGGAGUCUUGUGCAUACUGCAAAGGCCAAAGGGUUUUCUUCGGUUUUAGAAAUGCUGCGUGUUGAGGGCUCUGAAACUUUGGAUUUAGAAAAGAGUUUGAGUCAGGUCAGCAAAGCAAGUGCCUCAUCGAAAAAACGAAAAGCUACCAAUGAGCAUUAUCGACAGGAGUCAGUUAUGGAUUUGACAAGAGAUUGCCGAAAGAGUAAUGGUACUACUGGACAAAGUGAUUCCAAUUUCCAAGCUAAACCUCCAAAAAUGAAUGGCAUUGGAAUAGGAACUAAUGGUAGCAAGCAGAGGAAUUUGAGUAAAGACAAUGGUACUAAAAAUUCAUGCAAUGGCAAUGAGGAUGGUGAUUCACUUACUGAGAAGAGUAGUUCUAAGAGACAUCAGAGUACCGAAGAGGCAUCUGUGCAAAGAGAAAAAACAUGCAAAAGGAAUCAUGAUGGCCAGUUGAGUGAGAUGAAUGGUGACAGUAAGAUUCCAAAGAAAAUGUCCCGACAGUGUGCCAAAAAAGAAGAAAAUAAAAAUGAAGGGCCAAACAACAAGAAAAUUGAUAAUGAUGCAGCCAAGCACAAGCCAGUUAAAGAAUUGCACAAGUGUAAGAGGAAUAUUGUGGAAGCCAACAGAAUUGAAAUCCCGCUGCCUCAGGGCAUUGAAUUAAACAGUGUUGCUGCCAUUGACAUACAUGCCGAUGAUGUUGGACAUGCCUUGCAAUUCCUAGAAUUUUGUGAAGCUUUUAGACAGGUUCUCGAUCUAAAGAAAGGACAGCCUGAACAAUUACUCCGGGAAAUAGCAUGCGGACGACGUCAACGCCGAGCACAGGAUUCUCCAAUUGUUCGCUUUCAUAUACAGUUGCUCUCUAUGAUACAAAAGGACCCAGUAAAAGGAUAUCCAUCCUUAAAUCAAACUAUAGCAGGAGAGUCUUGGUUGCAAUCUCUUACCAAAUACAUCUCUGAAACCCAGUACUUGUCAGAAGAAAUGCAGAUGAAUUCUUUUGAUGUGAACGGUGAUGGAUAUUAUAUAUUAGACUCCUCUAAGAAGCUCAGAAUUUUGAAUUUUCUCUGUGACGAAGUUCUUGGCACUGAGGAUUUUAGGAGUUGGAUUGAUGUACAAAACUCAGAAAGAGAGAAGAAAGCAAAGGAAAAUGUUCUUGCUGAAAAAGAAAAAAGAGAAAAGGUGAAAAAUAUUAAGAAAAAGCUUCAGGAUGAGAUGGCUGGAGCUAUUCUCUUGAAAAUGGGUACUCCCCUUUCCAUUGCUGAGCAUGAGGAUCUUGUUUCAAAAAUAAAUUUGGAAGCGGCCCAAAUUCUGGAAGAGACGCUAGAAGCAAGAGAUGUGGUGUUUGACAAGGAGCAGCAAUCAGAUGCUGUUAGAUCUGAGCCUAUAUUCUUGGAUGAACAUGGUCGCAAAUUUUGGAUAUUGAGAUGUUAUUCUGAAAAAAGGGAUAUUCUGCUUCAAGAUGUUCGAAGGUGUGAUCUGAUUUCUGUCCCAGAACGAUGGUAUAGCUAUGAUGUUGAACAGAAGGCAAUUGUUAUGGAAUAUAUUUCAUCUUUAAGGUGAA